AAAAUCAACAUACAGCACAUUCACGUAAAUCGGAUGCGAAAAGUUCCUCAAUGAAGGUGGUUGUGGAUUCUAAUGAAGAAUGGAGAAGAUGUAUAGAGUCAAGUACUCGCUGUUCUAGGGACCAUCGUCAUGACAAACAUGAUAUACCUGGACUAGAUCUAUUGAAGCAAGGUCCUCCGUCUUUAAGUCGAGAUACAGAUAUAGUCGAUUCAUUUCUUGAGAGACGUCCAGAACGUCGUCGCAAUAUCCGUUCUGUCCCGGAUGGCGAUCAUGAUGGUCACGACGCAUUUAGGCGGGACAUAGAUUGUGGGGGAGCCUCGGGUGUGACUGAAAAUCGUCGCUGGAAAGAUGACGGCAAAAGAGAUGAAAGGAAUGUCAUUCGACGGGAACGUCAACUAUGCGGACGUGAGCGGGAUUCUGAACAACGCAGUGGGAAUGGGCAUGUUAGAAAAGUUAACUAUGACCAUUCUCUCGACAAGUGCCAUGAUCGUCCUGGGAAACAUAACAGUGGCCGGGACAAAAUAGGUGACGGGUUGAUUGAUGAUGAAACUUUUGGACGAGGCAACUACGGUCGUGAAAGAAACGUAGAAAAACAACCAGCGUGGAUGGAUUCCUCCGUCACUUCGGUUAUCGGAGCCAGCGGUCCUGCAGACAUUUCUGAUGAAAUACAAAGCAAUCAACCGCCUGUUACUGAGAAGCCCCUAGACGAAAUUCAGCUCUUUCGACUUAUGAUGAAACAGGAGGAAGAGAAAACAAAUUCUGAAAAUUUGAAGGCUGCUACUCCAGUCGGCGCAGUUAGGACUUCGGAAAACGAGCGAAGUGCACGUGGUUCUUUGUCUUCCGGUGCUCAGGCUUCGCAUUCAGAUUCGUCGCACAUAUCUCUGACGUCUGGUGUCCCUCCCCGGACGACCGAUUUUUUCUUAGAUUCGUGGAAAGAUGGGUCUCGUGCUUUAUCAUCAAUCGUAUCUCCUUCUGCUUCAUCUGUUAUAUCCUCUGGAGCUAGCUCCAAUGCCAAGGUACCUGAAAAUCUUGCUAGAGACGAGUCCACAAUUUCGCGGUUUUUUCCUAAUCCUCUUUCGUCUGAAAAUCUUCAUUCUCGCAUUUCAUAUAAUCAACGCCCUGAGGAUGUCCGUGACCGCGACGCAGAUGCUUGUUAUCCUCACGAUCACCUUCGAUCAGAAUCAGCGGUCUUUGACUUCCGCCUUUCGCACCAGCUCGAUCCACAGGACCCAGCACAAGAAAUUCAUAUCCAGCAUUCUUUGAGCAGGCCUAGUCAAGAUUCGGCGACGGCCUUGCCGUAUGAUAAUCUUAGCCGUCCGCUGCAGGUACCUGUGUUCGAUGGUAUAGGUUCGUGUGAAUGGGACUUACGCGCUGAGGAGUCGGUUGGGGAUAUGAAAAUUGGAUUAUCUUCGGAUAUAGCAUCCUUUGGACAGCGAGAUUUUUCUAGUAGCCCUGGACUCGCUGUGGCGAAGGGAAGUCGAUUUGCUAAAUUUUUCGAUAGCAAAGGGCGACUGAAGGACAGGCUGUCGCCGGUUGCUCGUGAACAAGACGGUUGGGCACCUCUGGAGUACGUCGCAGCAGGAAAUGCGCACGCGUCUGCUGAUGAGAACGCUGAAGGAAUGUUAGCGACGUUGACUAGAUCGACACAGGCUCAUUCAGCAAUUACUGAAUACGCAAGUGAUGCUACAAACAACCUUCAACGCUUUCUUAAUGAUCAACAUGCAACAGACAAUGAUAGGACGUUUGUGCCUUCUCGAAAUCAGAAUGGACGGAUGGUGGUAGUUGAGUCGCGACGAGAUGAGCAUGUCGCAAAUAGCCCCCGCCAAUUCCUACCACUGAGCUCAUAUGAUCACAUAUACUCAAGUCCAGCCCCUCCACUGGGUGGACAGUCUGGUCGAUGUUCACGUUCUGGGUUCCAACCAGGCCCAUUAAGAAACAACUAUACGCACAGUCCCAAUCAUGGAUCCACGAAAUACUUUGUUCCCUUGGCAGUUCCUGGUGGCCGUUCGCCCCAUCUUGUUACAGAGUCAACAGGUUUUCCAGGCAUGCACUCAGGGGUGGCACCCGGAUAUCCACGUAACACCCAAUACACGAACGACAUUUUCCCGCAACCCGAGCUCUAUUUCACCAGCGGUGGGGUCAAUCCGUCAACGCGUAUAUCUCAGUCUGGAGUGCAACAUGUACAAGCAUCUCUAUUGAAUGGCACCAACGCUGCCUCCGAUUUAGUACACGGAUCCCCCCAGAGUGCUCAGGUGGUUUUUAGUCAGCAAGUAAAUCAGGCACAGGUACCUAUGUACGGGAUGAGGCAGCACCAACGACUUCCUCCACAUAUAAUCCCCACUCACUUAUCAUACCAGGGUUCAAGUAAUCAGUCCAGUCAGGACCUUAUGGCGCUGCUGAUGGGAAGGCCUUCUAGGACAGAUACGUAACCCGCUCGAAGGUGAAAUAGUGUAAAAUGUUCCAUGAGAAUCGAAAAAAGGGGAACCGAAAUGAAUUAGUACUUACCUUUCUGGACAAUCAGCAAAGUAAGUGAAGGAACGAGGGUAGAACCUCUGUCGGAAAAAUCCUCUUUACCUCAUCAGGCCUUUCGCCCUUGACCUACCUUUUUCAACCUGACGAGCUUAUCACACUGGAUGCCUGACCGGCUAAUGUCAGCCACAAUAUCCUGUCUAAAUCCUGAAAGUAGUUAAAAACAUUUUCAACAUUUUGUGUAAAUCUGAAAGUUACUGUUAUUUCAGACUCCAAACCAGUCGACAUAUGUGUGUAUG
Molecule: messenger RNA, 2768 nt
Organism: Serpula lacrymans var. lacrymans S7.9
Lineage: Eukaryota; Fungi; Basidiomycota; Agaricomycetes; Boletales; Serpulaceae
Exons: 6
Coding region: 51-2429 (792 amino acids)
Source: RefSeq, a predicted model, not a curated record